Messenger RNA from Rhododendron vialii, 2661 nucleotides. RefSeq lists its product as uncharacterized. Gene Ontology annotation, molecular function: protein dimerization activity. The transcript has 2 exons. Bases 1 to 2661 code for a protein of 886 amino acids. The record is from RefSeq and is a predicted model, not a curated record. NCBI's taxonomy places the organism in Eukaryota, Viridiplantae, Streptophyta, Magnoliopsida, Ericales, Ericaceae.
AUGACGAACAACGAGAAUGACAAGAAUAGAGUGAGAGUGCGCAAACAAAAAUCCGGGUCUCAAAAUAGAAAAGUGAGGCAACGAAAAGAUGAAAUGGAAAAAUCACUAGUGGGUUCAAUAUAUAGUCUAUUUAAUGCGAAAGAACAAAAAUCUCUUCUUUCAAGUCAAGUUGAAGAAGCAAGUGAUAAAGAAUUUGGGGAGGAUGACGUGAAUAAUGAUCUUAGAGAUAAAGGUGUUAAUGAAGAAGCUAGUGGCGCAAAUACGGGUGACGUUCAUGAGGAACCUAUGAGUGAAGAUGUUGAUGUAGCAAAUGAAGAAUUUAGAGAGGGGCAUAAUGAAGGCCCUACUCCUAUGAAUGAAAAUGUUGGGAAUGAAGAAAAUGAGAGUAUGCUUGACCUUGAGAAAGAUGUUGAUGUGAACUACGAUCCGGGAUUGUGGGGAAGCAUUAAUGAUUCUAAGAGGAUAAUGUUAGUUCUACGAGGUCCAAUUAAGAUCGUAAGAGAGAAUGAUGCAUUUCCAAAAGAAGGUACUCAUGGGAGACACUUUUCUUCCCAUCUUUACAUUUGUGAUCUUCCAAAUGGUGAGAAGCAAGAAAGGAAGUGGCUUGUGUAUUCAAAUGAGUUGAACAAGGUCUUUUGUUUUUGUUGCAAGUUAUUCAAGCAUAAAACAAUGACAACUAGUUUGGCCGGAGAGGGAACUAGUGAUUGGCAUAACCUUCCUACAAAGCUUAGAGUCCAUGAAAGGAAUGUAGAACAUAUCACCAAUGUCGUGAGGUGGGUGGACUUGCAAAAAGGACUUCAACAAAAAGCAACAAUUGACAAGAAAAUGGAAGAUCUAAUCGACAAAGAGAGAGUUCGUUGGAAGAUGAUACUAGUUCGAAUAAUUGGGGUUGUGAAGACUCUUUCUCGAAAUAGUUUGCCAUUCCGUGGAACUAAUGAGAAGAUUUAUGAGAAGAAUAAUGGACUUUUUGGUCAACUUAUUGAAUUUGUUGCGGAGUUUGAUCCUAUCAUGCAAGAGCACCUUCGACGUGUGGUAGAUAAAGAGAUUCAAAAUCAUUAUCUUAGCCACAAAAUUCAAAAUGAAUUGAUAAGCUUGUUGGCGAAAGAGAUUAAAGAUAAAAUCUUGAAGAAGAUUUUAAAAGCAAAGUACUUUUCAGUUAUCCUUGAUUGUACUCCUGAUCUUAGUCAUGAUGAGCAAAUGUCAAUUGCUAUAAGAUGUGUGGAUGUUGAGGAUGAAAGUAAAGUCAAGGUGGAGGAAUUCUUUCUUGGAUUUAUUAAGGUUCAUGACACGUCGGGGCUUGGGCUUUUCAAGCGACUUGAAGGAGCUUUGGUUGAUCUUAAACUCAACAUUGAUGAUAUAAGAGGACAAGGUUAUGACAAUAGCUCAAAUAUGAAAGGUAAAAAUCAAGGUGUACAAAAAAGGCUACUUGAUGUAAAUCCCAAAGCAUUCUAUAUUCAAUGUGGUUGUCAUAGUUUAAACCUUGCACUAUGUGAUGUGGCAAAAUCUAGUGCGAAAGCAAGAGACUUUUUUGGAUAUGUGCAAAAAGUUUAUACUUUGUAUUCGGGUUCAACACAAUGGUGGGAUAUUCUUAGAGCAUAUGUGAAGGGUUUGACACCAAAGGCAUUGUCAGUUACUCGUUGGGAAAGUCAUGUUGAGAGUGUUAGAGCAAUAAGAAAUCAAGCACCGGAAUUAAGAGAUGCAUUGAUCGAAAUUGCAAAUGUUUCUAAAGAAGAUAUUGUGUUUUCAGAAGCUAAAGGCUUGUGCAAGAAUGCUUUGGAGGUUCUUGAGUUCUUGAUUAGCUUAUGUAUUUGGUACAAAAUCUUAGACAAAAUUAAUCAAGUUAGCAAAAUUCUUCAACGAGAAGAGAUGGAUAUUGAAGAUGCAAUUACAAGGAUAAAAGAGUUGAUUUUAUUCUUUGAAGAGCUUAGAGAAGAUGGUUUUGAAGACUUGAUGAAGGAAGCCAAAGAACUUGCUCAUGAUGUUGGUUUUGAACCGGUAUUUGCAAAAAAAAGAGUUGUUAAAAGAAAAAAGCAAUUUGAUGAGGAUGUGGUAGAGGAUGCCCACGGAAGUCAAUUACUGGAAGAGUGUUUUAGAACUUCUUAUUUCCUCCUCAUCAUAGAUCAAGCUUUUGCAUCACUUAAGGACCAGUUUAAGCAAUUUGAACUUUAUGACUUAAUCUUUGGAUUUUUGUAUAAUGCGAAAUUCAAGAGUGUUAGUGAAGAGCAAUUGAUAGAGCAUUACACUAAAUUAGAAAGUUUCUUGGAAUACAAACAACGUGGUGAUAUUUAUGGGAAUGAGUUAUUCCAAGAACUUAGACAUUUGAAAACAAUAUUGCCGAGAGAAGUAACUAAAUCGAUCGACAUCCUUGAUUUUAUAAAGUCUUAUUGGAAAGAUGGCGGUUUCCAAAUGGUUUGGGUUGCUUAUCGAAUUUUGUUGACUAUUCCAGUCACAGUUGCUUCGGCGGAGAGGAGCUUUUCGAAGUUGAAGUUGAUAAAAACAUAUCUUCGGACUACCAUGUCACAAGAGAGAUUAAGUGGAUUUGCUAUGAUCUCAAUUGAAAAUGAGUACUUAGAUAAUUUGUUUCUGUCCUAUGGCUAUGUCAAGGUUGCGAAUCCCGUUCCGUACCGGUUGGUACAUACUGGAUUUGUGAGAAACCAGUAA